CCACGUUCCCAAAAUACCAAAGAUACAAACAAAACACAUAUUCUCAAUCUUCUCACUCUCUGUAGCGUUGGGCGGCUUUCUCCAUUUCCCCUUCUCUCCCAAAAGACUUUUGACAGACUUUCGCGUUGUGUGUUGAUCCUCCCUAAGGCUUUUAACACACACAGUCACAUGUUCCAUUCCUCGAGCUUGUUGGUUUGAGUGUCAUUAACUUCCUCGGGAGGGAUCGGUAAAGAUGGUCCGCGCGCUAGAGCAAGAGCAGGAGAGUUACAGGUCGAGGCUGUUCCAUUUCAAAGGGAUGCACGAUGCACCGGGACGCCACGUGAAGAGCAUCAGCGUCGACCAGGGUGCCAGCGGGGGGGAUUACCUGGUUGACGACACCAUAAUCUCUAGGAGCCAGGGGUCGAAGCCCCUGAACGAGCAUGCCUUGGACAAUCAACAAAUCGGGUGGUCGCUCCAUCGGACGAAUAACGGUAAGGGCCCCAAGUCCCGUCUGUCCAAGGAAGAAACCAAGGACAAGCAACCUUCAGAUAUGGAGCUUAUGAAGGAAAGAUUUGCCAAGUUGCUCCUGGGCGAAGAUAUGUCCGGUGGUGGGAAAGGAGUUUCUUCAGCUCUGGCACUAUCGAAUGCAAUUACGAACCUUGCAGCUUCUGUCUUUGGUGAACAAAAACGCCUCGAGCCGAUGCAGCCUGAGAGGAGAGCGAGGUGGAGAAAAGAAAUCGAUUGGCUCUUAUCAGUCACUGAUCACAUUGUCGAGUUUGUCCCAGCGCAGCAAAAAACUAACGGCGUGAACAUGGAGAUCAUGACGACGAAGCAACGGACUGAUCUCCAGAUGGACAUUCCUGCCUUGCGCAAGCUUGACGCAAUGCUAAUUGAUUGUUUGGAUAACUUUAAGGAUCAGAAUGAGUUCUAUUAUGUCUCAAAAGAUGAUGAUGAGCCUGACAAGAAGAGGAAAGACGAUAAGUGGUGGCUGCCCACAGUUAAAGUCCCUCCUGAGGGGCUAUCCGAGAUGACAAGGAAAUGGCUUCAGUUUCAGAAGGAUUCCGUGAACCAAGUUCUCAAAGCAGCCAUGGCUAUAAACGCUCAGGUUUUAUCGGAAAUGGAGAUUCCUGAAAACUACAUCGAAUCUCUACCUAAGAAUGGGAGAGCGAGUCUUGGAGACUCGAUCUACAGACACAUAACAGUUGAGUACUUUGAUCCUGAGCAAUUUCUCUCCACCAUGGACAUGUCAUCCGAACACAAGAUCCUGGACCUCAAGAACAGGAUCGAGGCCUCAAUCGUGAUCUGGAAGAGAAAGAUGAACAACAAGGAUGGGAAAUCAUCUUGGGGCUCAGCAAUAAGCAUGGAGAAAAGAGAGCUCUUCGAGGAAAGAGCUGAGACAAUACUGCUCCUCAUCAAGCAACGAUUCCCAGGCAUCCCUCAAUCUGCUCUCGACAUCAGCAAAAUUCAAUACAAUCGGGAUGUAGGACAAGCUAUUCUGGAGAGCUACUCAAGGAUAUUGGAAAGCUUAGCGUACACUGUCAUGUCGAGAAUAGAAGAUGUUCUCCACGCAGAUUACUUUGCACGAAAACCAUCUCAUGCGCCAAGCAAGAGGAACCAGCUAAGAGGUUCUUCACCAACCAUGGAGGCAGAGAAACUCUCAUAUUAUCAAGAAGAGGCAGAGAAGGUGCACUCAGCGGAGACACCUACUUCAAUGACCUUGUCUGAUUUCAUGGGAUGGAACUUGGAGCAAGGAGAUUCGGAGGUGAAGGACUCGAAGGGAGAUGAUUUGCUACUAAAAGAUCCCGACGGAAAGCAUAAAUAUGCAAACAUAGUGGCCGGCAAAAAGGUUUCCUACAUAGAGAAACUGGAGCACUCAGGCGGGUUGAGAAGCCCGACAGCGCGGGAUUAGUGAGCACCAUACAUACUAUAUAUGUAGCAUGAGAGGAAGUUAGGAGAAACCAACAACUUGGGUUGGAAGCAAACAGAGAGAGAGGAAACAACAUGCGUAAAAGAGUCACGGGAAAAGCCCGGCACAUCAAAUUGCUAAUAUCCACACCGGUUCCUGGUUCCUUCCUUUUUGAGUUGUGCUUACUCAUGUACAAUCUUUUUCAUAUGUACAUAUAGGGGAAGGCAUCAUGGGAUAUGGUUUGUCUGUGUAAGCAUUGAUUUUGUAUUUGUAAUGCCAUUGAGUUCUAACAUAGUCCGAUCUCUCCUGAUAUUUCAUUCCGAGUUUCCAACAGAAGAGACAAUUUUUUUUGCGAUGAAUAAA
Molecule: messenger RNA, 2248 nt
Organism: Punica granatum (pomegranate)
Lineage: Eukaryota; Viridiplantae; Streptophyta; Magnoliopsida; Myrtales; Lythraceae
Source: RefSeq, a predicted model, not a curated record